UCUUCUUCCAUUCCGUCUCCUCCCCAUAUCCAUUGACCAAAUCAAUCCCGCCAUUUCCAUUCUACGCCUGAAGUGGUAGUGUUGUCCAAUUCAUUCAUGCUACGUGAGCGGUAGCUUCAAGCAACUGCAUGCAUGCACAGACGCUAAAUAGACGUCAAGAUCGCGCGUUCUCCUGGCAACCAUGCUGCGUGCGCACCUUCGACUACCUCUGGGCGCGAUGCUGCACCGCGUCCCCGUAUCUGCCCUCCUCGUCGACAAGGCAAUGGCAAUGGCAAUGCCAACGGUGGUGAUGGGGGGCGGGUACCGCCCGCGGCGGAGCCUGCACGGCGGCGGCGGGGACUCGCCGAGCAAGUGGAGGAAGCCGGAGGCGGGGCGCCUGAAGCUCAACUUCGACGGGUCCUCCAGGCACGCGUCCCAGAGCGCGAGCAUCGGCGGCGUGUACCGGGACCACAAGGGCGAGUUCGUGCUGGGCUACGCGGAGCCGAUCGGUGCGGCGACGAGCUCCGUGGCCGAGCUCGCCGCGCUCCGGCGCGGGCUGGAGCUGGCACUGGAGAACGGGUGGAGCGGCGUCUGGGUCGAGGGCGACGACCUGUCGGCCGUGGAAGCCGCGCGGGGGAGCCACAGGCGCCCGCGCCUAGGCAGGGCGGAGGAGGACCUGAGGCUGUGGAAGGAGAUCGCCGAGCUGCUCCCGCUGCUCGGCGACGACAUGGCCGUGUCGCACGUGCGCCGGGGAGGGAACAGGGUGGCGCACGGGUUCGCGAAGCUCGGGCACAGCGUGCCGCGGCCGCGGGUGUGGCGCGGCGUGCCGCCCGCCGAGGUGCUGAAGUACCUUCAGCGGGACGCCGGCAGGAAAUAGUGCGCGCAUGGAAAUGGUGGUCGCAUGCAUACUCGCAGAUCAAUGCUAACUUACGUACUGAUGUGAUGGUUAAAGUAGGUAAUCGUGUCAUACAAAAUCUCCGGAUAGUUUUCCUUGUAUAGGUGCCUUGGAGAUCAAGUUAUAAUCCUAUAACUACUACUAACCUUUGAUUGUCUCAGCUUGGUUAGGCGUCUACUCCAAUGUUCUAGUAAACUGAGAAUUGUAAAUUUAU
Molecule: messenger RNA, 1088 nt
Organism: Triticum urartu
Lineage: Eukaryota; Viridiplantae; Streptophyta; Magnoliopsida; Poales; Poaceae
Molecular function (GO): RNA-DNA hybrid ribonuclease activity; nucleic acid binding
Source: RefSeq, a predicted model, not a curated record